CCCAACUCCCUGUCCUCACCCCGGCCCGCCCGUCGCCUCCUCCGCCCUCUCCCGACUGCAGCGGGGGCAGCGCUUUGGCGCUCCCAAGGACUCCCAGCCACUCUCCCAGCACGGGCAGCGGCGGCGGUGGGGCGGCCGCUGCUGGAUCCCGGCACUGCAGCCCGCAGUCCAGGACACCCUCGGCCGGACGGUGGGGACCCGCUCCUGAGCAUCCCCGGGGCAGGCGCCAGGCGCGAAGGCAGGGGGCGGGAGGAAAGGGGCGGGGGAAUUCCUGAUUCCCUGGCGGACCCUGGAAGUUGUCCUUAAAUAAAUACAUCGCUGGCCCGCGGUUGAGCAGCCACCUCGUCAGAGCAGCAUGUGGACUGGCUUGCUGAGUCCCCUCCGUGCUCUGUGCUGUCGCCGCCACCGCCUGUGUCAGAGCUGCAGCUGUCGGCAGCAGGAGCCCCACACGGGGCGCAGAGCAGGGACGCGCUGCCGCCGCCUCCCCCUGCGUCCUGCUGGCCGCUUCUUCUCGGGAGGUGGCAGUCGCUGUUGCCGCUAAGAAACCCGCUCGCUUUCCACGGCUGGUCGCCUGGUGAGGAGUUGAGACUCUGCGCCUCCGCCCGGACCCACAUGGCUUGUUACCUGGUCAUCAGUUCGAGACAUCUCAGCAAUGGGCACUACCGGGGCAUUAAAGGAGUCUUCAGGGGACCCCUCUGCAAGAACGGAUCUCCCUCUCCGGAUUUUGCAGAAAAGGAGAAGUCCACAGCAAAGGCCCUGGAAGAUGUAAAGGCAAACUUUUACUGUGAAUUAUGUGACAAGCAGUAUCACAAACACCAGGAGUUUGACAAUCAUAUUAAUUCUUAUGAUCAUGCUCAUAAGCAGAGACUGAAAGAAUUAAAGCAAAGGGAAUUUGCUCGGAAUGUAGCUUCUAAGUCAUGGAAAGAUGAGAAGAAACAAGAAAAAGCACUUAAACGACUCCAUCAGCUGGCUGAGUUAAGGCAGCAAUCUGAAUGUGUUUCUGGAAAUGGACCAGCAUACAAAGCCCCCAAGGUAGCCAUAGAAAAGCAACUCCAGCAAGGAAUUUUCCCUGUUAAGAAUGGCAGAAAGGUAUCAUGCAUGAAGAGUGCUCUUCUCCUUAAAGGAAAAAAUCUCCCCAGAAUCAUUUCCGAUAAACAGCGGUCCACCGUGCCAAAUCGACACCAAUUACAAUCAGACAGGCGUUGUUUGUUUGGAAAUCGGGUACCUCAAACAUCUUCAGAUCUCAGCAAUGCAAAUCACAGAACAGGAGUAUCAUUUUCUUUUUCCAAAAAAGUGCACCUAAAAUUAGAAUCUUCAGCAUCAGUUUUCAGUGAGAACACAGAAGAAACUCACGAUUGUAACAAGUCACCCAUUUAUAAAACAAAACAAAUUGCAGAUAAAUGCAAGUGCUGCAGGUUUGCAAAUAAAGAUGCACACCUUACCAAGGAAAAAGAGGUAAACAUCUCACCAAGCCAUCUGGAAAGUGUUUUACACAAUACCAUCUCCAUAAACUCUAAAAUUUUGCAGGACAAUAACAACUCUAUUGAUGAGACGCUAGAAGAUUCAAUUGGCAUUCAUGCUUCAUUCUCUAAAUCUAACAUUCAUCUUUCAGAUGUAGAUUUUACUCCUUCCAGCAGAGAAAAAGAAACUAGAAAUACAUUGAAGAACACUUUAGAAAACUGUGUGAAUCACCCAUGCCAAGCAAAUGCUUCCUUCAGCCCACCAAACAUUUACAACCAUAGUGAUGCCAGGAUACUUGAAUGCCUGGAUGAGUUUUCAUCAGCAGAGCCAAGUGAACAAAAGAGUACAGUGCAUCUGAAUCCAAAUUCCACAAUAGAGAACAGAGAAAAAUCUUUAGAUAAAACAGAAAGAGUUAGCAAAAAUGUUCAAAGACUUGUAAGAGAAGCAUGUACCCAUAAUGUGGCAUCUAAACCACUACCUUUUCUCCACGUUCAAAGCAAGGAUGGCCACACCACUCUUCAAUGGCCUACGGAACUUCUACUAUUUACAAAAACAGAACCCUGUAUCUCUUAUGGCUGCAACCCACUAUAUUUUGAUUUUAAGCUUUCUCGGAACACAAAGGAAGACCACAAUCCAGAGGACUUAAAAAUAGAAUUGGGUAAGAAGCCCUUGGAAGUGAAGACUAAAAGAGAGAGCCAAGUCUCAGGUUUAAUCGAAGACCAACAAAAAUUGAUCCAAGAAGAUAAUCAAUAUCUGAAACCAAAGAUGAUGAUAGCUAAUCCGGAUUGGGAAAAAUUCCAGAGGAAAUAUAAUUUGGACUACAGUGAUUCUGAGCCAAAUAAGAGUGAAUAUGCUUUUAGUGCAAAUGAUUUGGAAAUGAAAAAUCCUGAAGUGCCUCUUUACCUCAAUACAUCUCUAAAGGAUUAUGCUGGAAAGAAUAAUAGUGAGAACGAACUUAAGGAAGCUUCAGGGGCCCAUUGGCAAGGCUGCAGAAAGGUAGUUCUAAAUGAUACAGAUGAGGAUCUAUCUUGUCCUUCCUACAUCUCUAGGACUAAAAAGAAUAAAUUGAUUCCCUGCAAUCCUCAUUUGGAAUUUGAAGAUGAAAGACAAUUCAACUGCAAGUCCAGUCCUCAUACAGUAGGGGGUAACAGUGACCAUGGGAAAGACUUCAGUGUAAUUUUAAAGAGUAACCACAUCAGCAUGACCAACAAGGUUUCUGGAUGUGGAAAUCGAAGAUACAAGAGAUGCUCUCCAAAGUCAUCUUUGAGUAGAUAUUCUUGCUCUUCGGACACAUCCCCUAGCAGCAUGUCUAGCUUGAGAAGUACUUGCUCAAGUCAUAGAUUCAAUGGUAAUAGCAGAAGUAAUUUUCUCUGCUUCUAUAAAAGAGAACACCACUCAGUUGAAAGGCACAAAUGGAAAUGUCUGAAGCACAACUGCCUCUACUUGUCUGAUGAAAUAGCAAAGAGCAGUCAAAUGCAGUCUGAACCACAGAAAGAGAGGAACUGCAAAUUGUGGGAAUCAUUUAAAAAUGAAAAAUACUCAAAAUGUAGAUAUUGUCACUGUAGAGAAAGACAAAAACUGGGCAAAAAUCAACAACAAUUUUCAGGGCUAAAAUCUACGAGAAUUAUCUGUUGUGAUUCUAACUCACAGAUUUCCUGUACUGGAAGCAGUAAAAAACCACCUAAUUGCCAGGGAACUCAGCACGAUAGAUUGGAUUCUUACUCAAGGGAGAAAAUUUAUUACUUGAAUAAAAGCAAGAGAAAUCAAGAGUCUUUGGGCAGCCCUCACAUUUGUGAUCUGGGAAAAGUCAGGCCCAUGAAGUAUAACUCCGGGAAUAUCAGCUGCCUUCUAAAGAACUGUUCCAGUGGCCCUUCAGAAACUACAGAAUCGAACAUUACAGAAGGAGAGAGGACCCCUCUGACAGCAAAAAGCCUUUUAGAAAGAGUGCAAGCCAAGAAAUGUCAGGAACAAUCAAGUAAUGUUGAGGUCUCUUCAAACAGUUGUAAAAAUGAAUUAGAGGCUCCUUCGCAACACCCAUGCACAAUUCAACUUGUACCGUCAGGCUGUAACAAACAAGCAUUGCCUUUGUCUGAAAAAAUACAGUAUGCAAGUGAGAGCAGAAAUGAUCAAGACAGUGCAAUUCCAAGGACUACAGAGAAAGACAAAAGCAAAAGCUCACAGACAAAUAAUUUUACAAUUUUAGCAGACACUGAUUGUGAUAACCAUCUCUCUAAAGGUAUAAUUCACCUAGUAACAGAGUCUCAGUCACUAAACAUAAAAAUGAAUCCAACAACAAAAGAACAAUCAAAACCUUUAAUUAGUGAAAUCCAACCUUUUAUUCAAAGCUGUGACCCAGUACCAAAUGAAUUCCCUGGUGCUUUUCCAUCUAAUAGAUAUACUGGUGUUACUGAUUCAACAGAGACCAAAGAAGACCAAAUAAAUCUAGACUUACAGGAUGUAAGCAUGCAUAUAAAUCAUGUAGAGGGAAAUAUAAACUCUUACUAUGACAGAACUAUGCAGAAGCCUGACAAAGUCAAAGACGAAUUAGACGUGUGUCAUAAAUCUCUCUCUCCCCCUUUAAUUCAACAACCCAUAACAUUUUCUCCUGACGAAAUAGAUAAAUAUAAGAUCCUACAGCUACAAGCCCAGCAGCAUAUGCAGAAGCAACUCCUGUCAAAGCAUCUUCGAGUUUUGCCUGCUGCAGGACCUACUGCCUUCUCUCCGGCCUCAACCGUACAGACAGUUCCAGUUCACCAGCACACUUCUAUCACUACCAUCCACCACACGUUCCUGCAGCAUUUUGCUGUUUCUGCUUCCUUAAGUUCUCAUAACAGUCAUCUCCCUAUUGCUCAUCUACAUCCUCUUUCACAGGCACAUUUCACUCCUAUUUCAUUUUCGACUCUGACUCCAACCAUUAUCCCUGCACACCCCACUUUCUUAGCAGGUCAUCCCCUGCAUUUAGUAGCUGCUACCCCCUUCCACCCAUCUCACAUAACACUUCAGCCCCUGCCCCCUACAGCAUUUAUUCCUACAUUGUUUGGCCCUCACUUAAAUCCAGCCACAACUUCUAUCAUCCACUUGAAUCCUUUAAUCCAACCAGUAUUCCAAGGUCAAGAUUUUUGCCAUCAUUCUUGCUCUAGCCAGAUGCAACAGUUAAAUGAAGUGAAAGAGGCCUUAAAUGUGUCCACACACUUGAACUAGUAAGUGUUAAAGCCCCUCUUGUGGAUAAUUUUUUUUAAUUGUCACUACCUAUACAAUAAUAUAUUUAAAGAAGUCUAUCAAUUACAAGAUUUAAAAUAUUGCUGCCAAUUCAAAAUGUGACCAAUAUAUAAAUAUGAACUGAAUUGCUAAUAUUAAAACGAGAGCAUUUUAAUAAUUUUUUAGCUUGCCAAAAUAAUAGGCAAAUUUAAAUAAUUUUAUGAAAGUGUUGAGGGAAGAGGGAAAGGGUUAAAGAUUUGUUCUGGAUGGGUUCUCACGUGUUAUAAAAUGCAACUGAAAACCUUCAAGCAGAGCAUUAAAAUUAAAAAGAAAAAUCAAACGAAAUAUGGCACCCUGUGUUCUAAGUAUUUGUUGCGCGAAUGAAUGAGUGUUGAUUUGGCUUAUUUGUUAGACAAUAAAAGGUCAGUGAAAUGAAGUAAUUAUUUAAAGUAAUUUCUAUCGUUAACUAUUGACUAAGUUUUCAAUUAAUGUAGUCUGUUACUGUAUUUUCAUAGGAAAUAAGAACAAGACAUUUUCUGAUUAAUUUAGGUUGAAAAUUACACUUUAAUGAAAAACAAUCUUUAUAGAUUAUACUUUUGAGUUUCUGUGAAAAAUAAAUUAUCCUCAUUUCACACAAAUCUAAGUCAAGGUAAUUUUGUAAGUGUAAGAAUCAGCAAAAUCUAAAACUAAGAAUGUUUAACUUUUGUAUAAAAAACAUAUACAAGCUAUCGUUAGUAUUUGAUGAUGCAAACUCAGAAAUAAAUUGUGCUCAGAAUAAUCUUUUAAAUAUAUUGAUCAAUCUGUCAAACAUUACAGGAACUAAAAUGUUUAUUAUUCUUCUACUCAAAAAUUUUACUAUGUUCAGCCAAUACAUAUAUAAGGAUAGAGGUAAAGGUUUGAAAAUGUCAGUGUUUUUACAUGUUUAUUGAGGCUUUCUUAUUAAAUAUCUGGUGUGUUUUAUUCACUUGUACUAGAUAUUUAUGAAACAAUGAAUGAUGAGGAAUAAAAUCACCAUCCAUGUAAUUUUGCAAAUAAUUUCAAACAUUCAUUCAAAAUGGUUUUCGGCCCCCAAAAUUUGUAUUUCAUACAUCUAUAUUGGUGCAUAAUCCUACAGUUAGGUUUACUAUGUUAUGUUCUUAAGCAUGAGUUUCAGAGAAAAUCAAACUUAACAGAAAUGGAGGUAAUCAUUUAUCUAAUGCUGUCUAUACAAAGAUGCAAACUCCUCUACCACUAGAAGAUUUGAGGAUGCCUUCUUCAGCCUUGGCUUCAAAAGGAAGAUGGCUAUAUUUACUUAAGGCCUGUUGUGAUUCAGGUAGAGGUACCCUAACCACUUGUUUGCAUUAUCUUCUUUAAUUUUCACAACUGUAUUUUGAAAUCAGUAUUAUUCCUCAUUACAGGUAAGGAAAAUGAAGUAGAAAGGUUAAAUACUAAAUACUUGGUAAACAGUAGGAAAGGACAUCAUUGAUUCAGGAGAGACAGCUGAGAGAGAAAGAGA
This is a messenger RNA of Piliocolobus tephrosceles (Ugandan red Colobus), 6154 nucleotides long. It is a transcript of the gene ZNF804B, whose product is annotated as zinc finger protein 804B. Bases 613 to 4662 code for a protein of 1349 amino acids. NCBI's taxonomy places the organism in Eukaryota, Metazoa, Chordata, Mammalia, Primates, Cercopithecidae. Gene Ontology annotation, cellular component: nucleus. The record is from RefSeq and is a predicted model, not a curated record. The transcript is spliced from 4 exons.